CGGCUCAAGCAGCCGCUGUCCACCUUUAAGACUCCUUGCUUCAGAUCUAACUUGUUCUACGACGUGCAGUUCAAAGAGCUCCUGACGGAUCCGUACGCCAACUUAAAGGAUUUCUGUCUGAAGGCGCUCGAAGUGAAGAACGCCACUGGGGUGUACUCUGGUUGUGGCAUCGUGUACUGCAGGAUGAGGGACGUGUGUGACCAGCUGGCCACUGAACUGAGCCACCGAGGAGUGAAAGCCAAGGCCUAUCACGCAGGACUCAAGGCAGCUGACAGGACUUCAGUGCAGAAUGAGUGGAUGGAAGAGAAGAUCCCAGUUAUUGUUGCAACCAUCAGUUUUGGAAUGGGAGUAGACAAAGCAAACGUCAGAUUUGUUGCCCACUGGAAUAUUGCCAAGUCAAUGGCUGGGUAUUACCAAGAGUCUGGCAGAGCUGGGAGAGAUGGGAAGCCAUCCUGCUGUCGCCUCUACUACUCAAGGAAUGACCGGGAUCAAGUCAGCUUCCUGAUUAAGAAGGAGCUCUCUAACAUCCAGGAAAAAAAAGGCACCUUAAAAGAAUCUGACAAAGCUGUGAUGACAGCUUUUGAUGCCAUUGUGAACUUCUGUGAGGAGCUGGGGUGA
Molecule: messenger RNA, 618 nt
Organism: Merops nubicus (carmine bee-eater)
Lineage: Eukaryota; Metazoa; Chordata; Aves; Coraciiformes; Meropidae
Gene: RECQL5
Product: RecQ protein-like 5
Exons: 5
Biological process (GO): double-strand break repair via homologous recombination
Cellular component (GO): cytoplasm; chromosome
Molecular function (GO): four-way junction helicase activity; 3'-5' DNA helicase activity
Source: RefSeq, a predicted model, not a curated record